This is a messenger RNA of Alligator mississippiensis (American alligator), 3561 nucleotides long. It is a transcript of the gene NADK2, whose product is annotated as NAD kinase 2, mitochondrial. NCBI's taxonomy places the organism in Eukaryota, Metazoa, Chordata, Crocodylia, Alligatoridae. Bases 89 to 1459 code for a protein of 456 amino acids. Gene Ontology annotation, cellular component: mitochondrion. Gene Ontology annotation, molecular function: NAD+ kinase activity. The transcript is spliced from 12 exons. Gene Ontology annotation, biological process: NADP+ biosynthetic process; NAD+ metabolic process. The record is from RefSeq and is a predicted model, not a curated record.
UCUGGCAGCGGCUGCGGCGGCGGCGGCGGCGCUGGCGGGAGGUGGCCCAGGCAGAGCCGCGCUGCCGGGGGGUGGCGGAGGGCGGGCGAUGCCCCGCGGCCCGGCUUUGCUGCGCGGCUGCCCCUGCGCUUCGCCGCUGCUGCUGCCGCCCUGCCGCGCCCUCGCCCUGCCCCUGCCCCUGCCCCGGGCUCUCGCUGCCGCCGGGCGCGGGCGGGGCGCGGGGCUGGGCUCGGGCGGCGGCGGCGGCGGGUUCCGGCCGUCGCGCGUGGUGGUGGUGGCCAAGACCACGCGCUACGAGUUCGAGCAGCAGCGCUAUCGCUUCGCCGGGCUCUCCGAGGACGACCUGCGCCAGCUGCUGGCACUGAAGGGAUCUAACUACAGUGGACUACUGGAGCGACAUCAUAUUCAUACAAAAAAUGUGGAGCAUGUUGUAGACAGUUUACGGAAUGAGAGGAUUGAGGUCCGCCUUGUUAAGCGUCGCGAAUAUAAUGAAGAGACAGCUCAGUGGGCAGAUGCUGUUAUAUCAGCCGGAGGUGAUGGCACAAUGUUGCUGGCUGCCAGUAAAGUAUUUGACAGAUGUAAGCCAGUUAUUGGAGUAAACACUGAUCCAGAAAGGUCUGAGGGUCACUUGUGUUUACCUGUGCGUUAUACGCACUCCUUUCCAGAUGCUCUACAGAAGCUUUAUCGUGGUGAGUUCAGGUGGCAGUGGCGGCAGAGAAUCAGAUUGUAUCUUGAAGGAACUGGUAUUAAUCCUACUCCUGUAGAUCUGCAUGAACAACAGUUAAGCCAGGAGCAGCACAGCUGGGCCCACAUUAAUGGCAGAUUCCAGGAUCAAAGAUCAGAGAUUUCUGGGCCACAUCUUUUGCCUGUGAGAGCACUAAAUGAAGUAUUUAUUGGAGAAUCUCUAUCAUCCAGGUAUGCUGUGUGUUCUGUCUUAUUCAGGGUGAACUAUAAGUCCUGCAAACCCAGUUUUAAAUUCUCGCUUCAUAGGGCCUCCUACUAUGAGAUAUCUGUUGAUGAUGGUCCAUGGGAAAAACAGAAGAGUUCAGGGCUCAAUGUCUGCACUGGAACUGGAUCAAAAGCUUGGUCCUAUAAUAUUAACAAGGUAGCAAACCAAGCUGUUGAAGAGAUCCUUAAAAUUGUUAAAAAACAUGGGAGUUUGAAUCUUCCAUUGAACAGGGAAUUUAUACAAAAAGUAACAAAUGAAUAUAACGACUCCCUGCUCUAUAGUCCAGAAGAACCAAAGAUGUUUUUCAGUAUUCGAGAACCUAUAGUAAACCGGGUUUUCUCAAGCAGUCGGCAGCGUGGCUUCUCUUCAAAGGUUUGUGUUCGUUCCCGUUGUUGGGAUGCAUGCAUGGUUGUGGACGGAGGAACUUCUUUUGAGUUUAAUGAUGGGGCAGUAGCCUCAAUAUUGAUAGAUACAGAGGAUGCAUUGCGCACAGUUUUGCUAGAAGAUUGAAGGGACUUAAUACUCUCUGAAACUAUCCUAAAUCGUCAACCCAGAGAAGGGACUCUAACCGCAGAGAUGGACGGCUUAUCAGAAGGCUGCAUUAUUUUAGGUUUGAAGGUUUGCUUCUCUGGAAGAUAGUCUUUUGAAAGGAAAACCUGAAAGUGUUUUUCAUUCUUUGGAAGGGGAAAUUUUGGCUAACAGAUUUUAAAGCUUUGUUGCAUCUCACAGAAAGGAAACUUAUCUGAAGUCUUGCAUCUAACCUCAAUAUAAAUUAAUUUUUUAACCUGUAAUGCACAUGGCAGAAUACCUUCUUUUUUUUUUUAAAUUGGGUAGAUGGGUUCAAAUUAAAUAUUAAGUGGUUAACAUUAAAUAUUCAGAUGUACAGUUUUUUAAUAGCAGUCUGGGACUGAUUCAAUCAUACUUCUUAAUCCUUCGUAUGUAUUACACUCUUGUAGGAAAGCAAGCUGUCAAGACUUAUUGACUUGAUCCAAGGAUAAGACUUUGGUAAAUAAAUCCUAACAUUGACCUAACUAAAAUGGAGGUAUGGGCUUUUUAUAUGCUUUUCAAGAAUUGUACAGCUCCAGUGUGAUAUGACUUGUGGAAGAUCUUUUGGUUCUUUCAGUGAUUUUUCUACUCUCUGAUACUUGUACCUUUUAAGAUUUAGAAAAUGCUUUAAUAUCUACAAAGAAACUUUUUUCAUUUUUGCAGGAUGGCUUUCAAGAUCUUCUCUGUUUGGAAAGAGAGAAAUUCACUUGAAACCUUGAGUUUUUGGUUGCUUGCUAGACAUCAUUGUACUGCAAAUUGCUUCAGCCAUAGGAAAUUAUGCUGUCUCCAUGAAUACAUUAAUUGCCCAGCAAGUGUUCUGUAGAUCAGACAGGGAGUAGCAUAUCUGUAUAGUUAAAGUUAAAACACGGCUAUAUUUGGAGAUAGCAAGUAAAAGGUUUUGCUGUUUGGCUACAUUUUGCGUGAAGGUGUAGAAAAUGCAUCUUUCUUCCAAACAUGUGGAACAUGUUUGUGUUCUAGUAGAGGGGGCACAAGGUUAAUAUUGCAUCUAUUUUCCAAUCUGUACAAUAGAAUAAAAAUACUUAACCACUCUGUGAAAUGUUUCAGUAUUCAUGGAUGAAAAAUAAUGUAAGUGCUAAAUUAUUUCCCUGACAUUCAUCAGGGAAGGACCAAUUUACAGUAAAUUCAGUGCUUGCAUGUGUUUGACUACUGCACACCACUUCAUUAUCUGCAGAAAUACAAAAUAUACAAAAAAAACCCCAUGUAAGCAGUUGGAUGGCGAAAGAGUAACCUUCCGUUAUCAUCUGAAGAAACUAAGCCCCACCUUUUUCAAGGUGGUCAUAGCUGCUGAAAUAGUGUAUAGACUAGAUAGCAGAAUUUGUCAGAAAUGGAUCUUGCUAGAAUUGGAACUCUUGCAUGUGACUUACAGCAACAAAACAUUUGUUUGUACUACAGAUCUAAGAUUUCUAGUGCAGAGCUAGUCAGAAAGUCUAAUUGCAGUGCAUUCAUUGUUUACAUUUCCAAAUUUGAAAGUAGGAAGGCUAAUUCCCUUUAACACAAUGAGAAAAUAAAUUUAUUCUCUCAGUACAAAGUCUGAAAACUUAAAUGUGAAGAGUUUCAAAAUGGCUGCUUAGUUUACUUUAGGAAAACGGUUCAUGAAAUUGGUGAAUGGAUGGAGUCAUUGUAAUGAAUUCAGUUGUAAUUAGAAGUCUGUGCACACCUUGGGUUAUAAAACCCCCCUUUUUAAAAAUGUUCUGAAGGUUGAAGUGUUGCAUAAAAAAUUUGGCAUUUGAAAGACUGCUGAAGUGCAACUGGGGAGUGGAAUCAAAUUGGCUUUUCACAAACCAUUGAAUCCAUUGGGAUUUGAAUGUUACAAAACUAAAGCUUUUCUGCAUGUACCAUAAAUAACCUGCAUGGGUUUCUUGUUUUUUUUUUUAAGUAAGGGUUAGUCCAUGUUAUGGCUUAAUUUCUAAAAGAUUGUGAUUGCAGGAGCUAGUGUGUUCCAGUUAUUUCACAAAGUGCCUCUUGACUGUAUUUGCACACUACCAGUCAGUACACUGCUUUGGUAAAACAUUUUCAUGAAUAAACACUUACAUGAUUGACUGUGA